Molecule: messenger RNA, 2031 nt
Organism: Saccostrea cuccullata (small rock oyster)
Lineage: Eukaryota; Metazoa; Mollusca; Bivalvia; Ostreida; Ostreidae
Exons: 4
Coding region: 282-785 (167 amino acids)
Cellular component (GO): membrane
Source: RefSeq, a predicted model, not a curated record
UUUUUCCACUAGUCGGAAAAGCCCGAGAAGUUGCGAUUGCAGCUACCACGAAAGAAGAACAUGAAAUGAAAUAUCUUUUUAUAACUUUAUUCAGACGACAUUUUGGUCUUCAUAUCUUCAAUCACAAUCCACCAGUGUGCACGGUGCAGAUCUAAGAAUUCUGCCUUUAUUCGAUUGCAUCUCCUUUAGUGGAAAUUCAUCAUUGCGUGCGCAGUUUUGGUUGAUCUGUCAGUACAUGUACUUCCGUGCGUGGAUGUUAUUGCGCAUUGAACAGUUCCAGUAUGUCAUCCGAGGAUAAAAGAGCACUUCCUCCUUCUUACGACAAUGUUACCAAUCCUAGUUCCCUACCUUCCUUUUCACAUGGGAACCAGUACAACCAGUAUCAGCCGCCAGCUGGCGCUACAGGACAGUAUCUGGGUUACCAAUAUCCUCCCCAGGAUAGUUCCCCUGGUCCUUAUCCUGAUCAACAAGUCAUGGGUGUUCCACAAGGAUUGACUCACAAUGCAGCGGUCACUCAGCCUGUUACUGCUUUCAUGAUGAUUACACCGCUCGCCAGAGAGGGUUACAUGAUACCGGCCAUUCUUUCUUGUGUCUGUUUUUUUCCACUUGGAAUUUUUGCCAUUUUGGCAGCUCGCAAGGCAAAGACUGCAGCAGCUAACGGAGAUGUAGUAGAAGCACAAGCGCAGUCGAGACGCGUACGAAUGCUUGUCGGCGUUUCCGUUGUUAUUGGACUUUUCAUCAUAGGAUUCUCUAUACUUCAAAUCGUGAUUUCAAAUCGUCAUUGAAGAGUUUUUCGGCAAGCAUACUAUAGAAUAAGAUACGUCCAGAAAAAGAAACUUUCAUAACCGGAGUGUGUAUUUAAGUGAAUAAUCAAGAGGAAUUUGUCUGCCAUAUAUUUUUUUAUAUCUGUUAUAUUUGACCGCUUCUGUACAAGGUGUUCACUUUUCUGUGAAAUCAGAUCCUACCUGUGUAAAUAAACAAAUGGUGCAUAACUUUUUGUUAAACACUCGAUAGCGACCAAAAUAACUUUACACAUUGUGUGGAAAGAAGGAAAAAAUAUUUACCCAAAUAAUUUACAAGAGUUGCAAAAGUCAUUACAGAAUACAAACACUAGUGCAGGUAAAGUGUAGAUAAAUAAAAAAAUAAAGGUAACGUUAAAGAACUUUCACAAACACGGGGUUUUUUCCACACCGGUGCAAGUGACAAAAACCCAGAUGCGAUGAAUGUGAAGGAUAUCUAUCCAGGCUGAAAUCAGAUAUUUAAAAUUUAAUUAGACGUAUGCUUAUUUAAAUCAACAAGUCGCGUGUAGCUUCAUUGUGACUUUAUAUACUGAUUUUGUGUUUUAUCUUAUCAAGGUACAAAUCAUGCGUUUGAGUAAAAUAUUUACACGAGAAUAACUUUAAAGUAAAUCUUCAGUAAUACAUUAAUUUUCUACCUAUUUUCAUUAUCUACAAACAGAUUGCUGUUAAUUUUAAAACCAUAUUUAUAUGUUUACACUAUUGAAACACCGAAUUAAUCGCUUUUAUAACUAAAAGACCUAUGCACUGCUAGAAUUUAUUUUUGUAUUAAAAUUUUUUGUCAUUGAUAAUAUACGGUGCAGUAUUCUUAAAUUUGCUGACCUAGAUACAUACUGAAAAUACAGAUGAUUUUUUCUUAACUGAUGGAGGAUCAUGAUUUACUUGAAUGUACAUUUACACUACAUGUGCUUUGGUUUACUGUAAACCAUUAUUCACGACGAAUUUAUUUCAUUUUUACGAUCAAGCCUUUUGUAUCUGUCAUUGAUAAAAAAAAGAGACUUUUAGGGUUGGUUGGCGGCGAGAAAUGUUCUCAAAGUCGAGACUCUCGCACGCGAACAAUAGUUGGUUUACAGUAUUUGAAAUCCUUAAAUUUUCAUUUUAACUUCAUUUUCUUUCCUGUCUGUAUUUAUAAACCACUUUGAUAUGCUUUGUCUACUUUCUUAAAUUCAAUAUCGACAUAUUUUAUACCUAAUUAACUGAAUGAAAACGAUGUAUUUUGAAUUUUUUUAAAUAA